AUGCAUAAACCGGCAAAUUUAAUUGACUGUAAUAUCGCCGGCGACCCUUUUCCAAACAUCCAGUGGUUCAACUCGCACGGACACCUGCUUGAUACUAAGAAAAGUGAUGGUAAAUGGUGGAUUCUGGACAACGGCGUCCUCAACAUCACCAGCAUCACGUUUGCAGACCGCGGCAAAUACACGUGCAUGGCCUACAACGCGCACGGCAAGGCCAACUGCACGGUGACGCUGCGCGUGGUCUUCACCAACGGAGAUAUGGGUGUGUACUACAUGGUGGUGUGUCUGGUGACGUUUACCAUCAUCAUGAUUCUGAACAUCACUCGCCUUUGCAUGAUGAGCAGCCAUCUGAAGAAAACCGAGAAGGCCAUCAACGACUUCUUCCGCACGGAAGGUGCGGAAAAGCUCCAAAAGGCCUUCGAGAUCGCGAAGCGAAUUCCUAUCAUUACCUCUGCAAAAACGCUGGAGCUGGCGAAGGUCACGCAGUUCAAGACCAUGGAGUUUGCGCGCUACAUCGAGGAGCUAGCACGUAGCAUACCGCUCCCGCCGCUGAUCAUGAACUGCCGCACCUUCAUGGAGGAGAUCCUCGAGGUCGUCGGCGUAGAGGAAAUGAGACACACUUUUGUCCGACAAGCACCUGAGAAUUACGGUGGGGUGGCUGCUGGCACUUCCGAUGACGUUUUCACUAUAUUGCGCGAAAGAGAGCGGGCGAGGGAGAGGGAGCGCAGCGAUUCUCCCGCCGUGGACUCGGACGACGCGUCGCUUCACGAGCAGCCUCAGCACAUGGCCAUUCAGGUUUCGAUUCAUCCGCCGUUAGCUGCAGCAGGAUGCUGUAACGAGGAAGCUCCGCCUCUUUCCAAAAUAGUCUCCUCUCCGUCCCCAUUGGCUCAGCUGCCUCUGGAGGCGGAGUCUGAGGAGAAGGAAAACAAGGAGGAGUCUGUACAAGUAGGUGGUGCUGCACAGAAAACCCAAGUCAUUUAUGAAAGCCAUGUGUAAUAUCCUGAAGGAAGGAUAAUGACCUCGCUAUGCAUUUUCUUUGGGAACUUAAAGGUCAAGAUUUGUUUUUCUUCUCAGAAGUUGCUUUCUAUUAGUCAUCUUAGGAAAGAUGAAGAAUAGAUGCAUUUGUGUUUGGGUGAAUCUCGCAAAACUCAUAUUGCUGGGUCAUAUUUUACCUUGGGGGGGAGAGGAAUUGUAUUUUGCGGUAAAGAAAAUAAAGCCCAUUUUCCAUAGUUUCUGCAAUGCGUUGUGAUAUUUUAAUGAAGUUAACCCUCCAUCUUUAGAAGCUAUUGUAAUUCAUAAAAUGUUCUCAUUACUGUACAAUUAAAAAUAUAUUUUUAAAAUUUUAAAUGCUCAAUAUUCCUUCAGUUAUACAUCUUGGUUUGUAUUUGUGACGGCUGAAUUGAAUUUAGGUUGAUUUCAAUUAAAACUGAACAGAAUAAUUGUUAGUACUUUUGCGAUUAUAUAAAAAUAUUCGCAUUACUGUGUAUUUACAUAAAAAAAAAUUUUAUUAUUGUUAUUUUGCAUGACCGUAAUGUGAUUUUAAAGGCAAAAUUUGCCUAAAAUGAUAUCACCACAAUCCCCCAAAAUUAUUAAUAGUCCUAAAAAUGGUUUAUUUUAUGCAAUUUUUUUUCUUCUUUGAAUUUUGGGGUAAAAUAUAGCCUUGUCAUUUCUUUGUGAGAUUGACCUGUGUAAGUUAUAUUUCCCAUGACAAUGAAUACUCAUGCUGAAUGUAUUUUGGGCGAAGUUCUCUAUUUAUUUAGAAAAUCCAGGUUUGCUCACGAUUAAUUUUUUUCACAGUUUCCAGAAACUAGGGCUCUUGAGGGAUACAAAGCUCACAUCUCACGUCUUAAUCAUCAGACAUAUAGUUAGGUUGGAUUUAGUUACGGAUUAUCCAUUUCACGAAUGAAAGAGAACGUACGACUGAUUAAUACAUUUGGCUGAAAUUACACCGUUUUGAGGCUGAAGUGCAUUUUUCAUUCCAUAGAAAUCCCACAUCUUUGAAAAUAUUUCAGAAGCGAUGUGCACAGUAGUUUCUAAGAUCUCGCUCCCUCUUGUAAUGCAUGAAGAAUGCAUGUGGAUCUGUCUUCAGUGCUGGACUCGGCGAGACUAAACGUUUGUUUGUGUGAUCCUGUCUGCUAUGUGUUAUUUAUCAUCGGAGUCGGGUAAACUCGGCAUCGACGCUUUGAAUAGCAUUGUAGAAAUUUCACUUUGAGAUUACGAGGCAUUUUAUUCCGUCGAGUUUCCACUGGAGUCUUCAUACUGUUACUGUAAUCAAUGAUCGUAUUAUUACCGUACUAGUAAAUAUUACUUUUGAUUUCAGACGCACAGCUAGGUUUCUUUCUUUCGAGUCUUUUUGAGGGUUCAACAGAGAGUUCUUUAUAACGGAGCCACGAUAAUAAUGUUUAAUCUCUUCUGAUGUCCGAAACGCUUCUUAAAAAGGCUCACCUUUUAGUUUCAGUGCAAACAAGUUAGAGUUCUUCUUUUCUUUGGGCUCUAAAUCCAGAGUAACCUAGCAGUCCGCUGCACUGCUGAUAUAGCUAGACGGGUUAAGCGCUAGUCAUUACGAAUGUUCCUGUUUUAGAAGUAGUGAAAUAAAGCUGCUGUGUACCCAUGA
Messenger RNA from Sinocyclocheilus grahami, 2611 nucleotides. RefSeq names its product microfi brillar-associated protein 3-like. The record is from RefSeq and is a predicted model, not a curated record. Lineage: Eukaryota; Metazoa; Chordata; Actinopteri; Cypriniformes; Cyprinidae. The coding region runs from base 1 to 993 and encodes 330 amino acids. The transcript is spliced from 2 exons.